Messenger RNA from Laccaria bicolor S238N-H82, 1245 nucleotides. RefSeq lists its product as uncharacterized. Gene Ontology annotation, cellular component: nucleus; pre-snoRNP complex. Gene Ontology annotation, biological process: maturation of LSU-rRNA from tricistronic rRNA transcript (SSU-rRNA, 5.8S rRNA, LSU-rRNA); box C/D snoRNP assembly; snoRNA localization. Lineage: Eukaryota; Fungi; Basidiomycota; Agaricomycetes; Agaricales; Hydnangiaceae. Bases 1 to 1245 code for a protein of 414 amino acids. The transcript is spliced from 2 exons. The record is from RefSeq and is a predicted model, not a curated record.
AUGGCGUCCUCAACAGAACACCGCUCCUUGUGCAAUGUUUGCAAUUACAAGUAUGCCAUUUACACCUGUCCCCGCUGUACCACACGCACAUGCUCCCUUCCAUGCUCUUCAUCCCACAAGUCUUCAACUGGAUGCUCUGGAGAACGUAACAAGGCAGCGUAUGUCCCAAUGAACCGGUAUGGGUGGGGUACUAUGAUGGAUGACUACACGUUUCUUGAGGGUGUUGGGAGAAAAGUAGAGGGUUGGGGGCGAGAGAUCGCCAGGGGAAGGUUCGGGAAUGGAAGACCGGCCGUGAGGGGUAGAGGGAGGGGCGGAGGAAGUGGUGGGGCAGGAUCGACGACAAAGAGAGACGUUCUCAAAGUACAGCUGGACAUGCGGGAUAUUGAGAUGGAGCUGCUGCCGGUUGGAAUGGAAAGACGUAAAAUGAAUGAAUCGAGUUGGGAUUUCAAAAACAAAACAGCUCUUUUAACCGUCCAAUUUAAAUUCAACCCACCCCGCAAUCCAUUCGCACCGUCUUCCCAACAACCAGACCCCCCAUUCGUUUUGGUCACACACCGUAACAACAUAAAUCAGACACUGCUGUCCCUCAUCCAAGGUCACGUAAAAGAUCGGGCAAAGUCCAAGAAUUCAUGUCCGGGAUGGGUGAAAUCCCUUGUCCUUCCCAACCCGAGCGAAACGGAUUCGUUUGUACCUCCACAAUGUGUGAUGCCAGCACAGAUCAAUUCGGUCACGAUAAAUCCAGGAUCACGGCCAUACUACUCAUUUAACCCACUGGAAUCCUUCGUUUCCCUCCUUCGCAAGACCCACUUCGUUGAAUUUCCGACGAUAGAAAUUUGGGAAGAAUUCGAAGGGACGGUGUUGAGUACGGAGGGAACCAUCGUGCGACAAAAAGAGGAGCGUCCGUUGAAAAGGAGGAAACUGACGUCGAAAGCCAGCAAAGCAGCAAUGAACGGGUUACUGGGUGCUUACGGCAGCGAAGAGGAGGACGAGACUGACUCCCAGAAUGUGCUAUCCAUAUUAGGUGAUUACGUGGGGAGUGACGAAGAAUUUGUUGACGAUGAGAGGAAGGGCGAAGAUUAUGCUGAUGCUGAUGGGGUGACAGAUGAAGAAGUGGAUAUCGACCUUGAUCCUGCUGCAUUGUUGGAGCUAGUGCGACAGAUAGAAGACGGCAAACAAUUGAGAGGAGGGGUAAACAACGAUAAUGUUGACUGGGGAGAUUCUGAUGAUGGCGGGGACGUUGAGUAA